Molecule: messenger RNA, 3750 nt
Organism: Paecilomyces variotii
Lineage: Eukaryota; Fungi; Ascomycota; Eurotiomycetes; Eurotiales; Thermoascaceae
Product: respiratory complex assembly protein Rmp1
Exons: 7
Coding region: 74-3586 (1170 amino acids)
Source: RefSeq, a predicted model, not a curated record
GUUCGUUUCUCUGUUUCAACCAGGCGGAAGUGGCGGGCGGCGGCAGAAUCGGUGGCGUUUCUGCCGGACAAAAAUGGCUUACCGCCAGCGCCGCAUGCGGAGGAGUCUAGGUCAGCUCCUCAGGAGUGUCGUCCUAGGCACACCGGAGCGGAGUGAUCAGGGAAACAAUCGUCAAGCAGUAAGAGGUCUUAUAUACGGAGAAUGCACAAUGCAGGCAUUUGUUCCAAAGAGCAGAAAGCCCCGGUUCGAACUCACUCUAAGGAUAAUUGAUCUCAACAACGUUCCGCUUUCAAACGGAACAGGAUACGUGAAAUGGAGUCUUCCGGCAGGCACAUCCACGGAACACCGGGGCCACACGGACAAAGCCAUGAUUCAAGAUCACAAGGCAUGGUGGGAUUAUGAAAAGGUGGUCCAAGUUAGAAUGACGGUCGAUCGGAACCAAAUGCUGCAGGAGUGUGAUUUACAACUCAGCAUCAUCCAAGAAUUCUCAUCGGUCGGAGGACGAGAAGAGAGGAUCCUGCUGGGAAAUGUCCGGCUCAACCUCGCAGAAUACGUCGACAAGAGCGAGACUGACGAGGUCAUCACGAGACGCUACCUUAUGCGAGAGAGCAAAGUAAAUAGUACGCUCAAGAUUGGCAUAGGCAUGCACCAAAUUGAAGGUGAUAGGAACUUCAUCACGCCUCCCCUGAGAUCUGCUAUGGUUUUUGGUGGAAUCGCCGGAGUGGUUUCCUCAGAACAAGGCGAUCCUGAUGAUCUUGGCCGGGUUCCAUCAAUAAACAUCAAGAGCAGAGAGACUGGGGACUUGCAAGAUAUGUACCGUCGCACUCUAGCGGCCUCUUGGAGUUGCGGCGCGGGAGAACUACCACCUGAUCAGCUGGUGGAGGAUCUUUUCGCUGGUGGUGCUGGCUGGGCACCCGCUGCCCAGAGCUCGCGCUCCGAACGGCCAGGACGAGGAGAGUAUGGAGAGAUUAGUUCGAUAAGCGAUGGCGACACCAGGAGGACGAUCCAAAACAAAAGACUUUCUCCCUACCCAGCAGGACGCCCAAAGAGCUCUUCUGGUGCUAGUUCCCCUCUAGACAGUAAGGGCGGAGAAAUCUCGUCGGGUUCAGAAAGCCCUGGAAGUAGAGGAAGCAUUUCGCAGCAGCUGUAUGACAGUAGCACAGGCAAGAAGUGGAAAAACCGUGGACCCGCUCCUGAGGUAUCCGAGUUUGAUGUGCGUGAAGAUCUAAGAAGCUGGGAGAUUUCAGUACAUAUGGGGCUCCUGAGACGCCGAUUAUCCCCUGCAUGCAGAGAAACUUCUUUACUCGCGGCGUCUGAUGGUCGCCACCAAUUCGCCCGAUAUCAUGACGCCCCAGACGAUGAUUCUCACGAGUCCCAGUCACACCCCCAGCGACCCCGAAUAUGCAAGCGUGGGCUGCGCUCCUCGAAGGCACAGAAAGUCACACUUGAUGUCAGCACAUUAGGUAGACCCGGAGAGGUGGUCAUUGUACCAUCUCGGAAAGGCAAUAGACGGGUCCGGAAAGAAAUAACGGAGAAGAAAUCGGACGGGGACGAUGAGUUUUUAUCUAUAUUGGAGGAACUUGACAAAGAGAGGACUAUGCCUGGUUUCGCAGAAGUAGAUGCCAACAUUGAAGAGUUCCGUCUACUUUAUGCGCCACACGACAAGCUGAACAAUACUGAAUGGAACGAUCUGCGCCAAAAGCUCGAGCAGUCCUUUACGUCUAGUCAAUUGGGCGCCUAUAUUUCCAGAUUUAGACCAUCAGACUUGAUUGGUGAGAAUGGUGAUGGAGGUACAAAUCAGGUCAAUUGGAAGCCAGGAACAUCUCUCUUUUUAGAGACGGAUCCCUCAUCACAGCAGCGUAUAUCAGACAGAACUGCUGCUGCUGAGAAACUCAGCGGCAAAGGGCUCCUUGCUGAAAGGAUACUUCGAGACUGCUGGCGCCUGGGCAUCGCUGGAGAACUUGGCCAACUCGACUUACAUCUACCAUCUCAUGCUAUCGCCUUGCUUCUAAAAUCCGAACAUUUCUCCUUUCGCGACCUGGCCCAAUAUCACCAGGCAAAGAUCGAUGUCACGCAUUCCUUGAAUCUCGUGAGGGUCACUGGUGACGAACGUUCGUGUAUCCAGAUCCACGAGCAGAUACAGAACGUCACUGCAAGAAUACAAGAAGAGAGCGUUACUCUCUCUCUUCCUCCAAAUGCUUCUUGCAUUGAAAACCGUCACCUCUCGCCUGAAUUCAUAAACGAGCUGGAACAGAACCAUGGAGUGGUUUUCGAGAGAAAGGGCCGUGAUUCUAAGGGCACCAUGUAUUAUCUUGCCGGGAACAAAUCCGAAGCAGAUAAAGCUCGACGGGACAUAGAUAUCGCCCUCUAUCGGAAGACCAUUGGCCCUAUACCUUUCUGCACUUACCUGCCCACGUCCGAGGAGGCGAGCGCGUAUUCAGCCGAUACUGGCGAAAGGGCAUCUUUGUCUGACAGAGGCGCGCAAUGGUUUCGAUGGGCUUUCCCCACCAAGGGAGCUGAUAGACGCAAGUCGGUGGCUCCUUUCUUUGACCAGCACAGGGAGCAUCUAUCUAGUGAUCUCCUAGGAUUAUUCAGACAGACACCAGCCAUCGACAUGAAAUCACUUAACCAAGCUCAUAUCAGAGAGAGCCUGACAGCCAAGGUUGGGCAGUGUCUGUUCCUCGACAAUAUCGGCCAGGGCGAUAGAACCUUCAGCGCUGCUCGCCUUGGAGAACUGUCGACUCGCCGCAUUUUCUUAGAAAAUAUCCCAAGAAUUGGACCUUUCAUACGGGUAUUGACACCGUUUCCCGGAACUGAUCAUCAAAUAAUCCAUCGUUUCCGACUAACGCCCUCUAUCUCGAAUCCCGUCGCUUUCCCCAUCCUCGAUAUUGAGGUUGGCAUGCUGAAUGGUGAUGGUGACCCUGCAUCCUCAACUUCCGUGGUCAUACGCAGUGCCGAGGCAGUUCUACAGGAAAACAGCAUUGAUUAUUUACUUCCCGAAAACAGUCAAGAUCUUCGACUCACAAAGAAAACACUCUACGAUCUACUUGAAGGCCAAAAUCCCGGUGAAAUUCCUCUAGGCCAUGCAGCCCAUCGAUCAGAAGGGGAGCCUUUCGUGACGAGCAUCGCCAAUCUCUUGCAGAGCCUUCCUUUCCGGACCCAGGCUGAUGAGAACCAGCACGCAUCUCAAGCCUUCUUUGACAUAUCGCUUCCCAAGAAGCUCAUCAACCCCCAAAAUAAUCCCAAGGAUGCGGAGACAGUCGGGCAAUCAGACGAGUAUGUUACUGGGACGUAUGUUUUCCCACCUUUGGUCAAGUUCAGGACAUCACGCUUUCAUAUCUACGAUUUCCAUGGAGAGAAGCUUAGUUACGCAUUCUACCGCCUUCUACCCCCGUUCGGAGAACACUCCACGGUGCUCUCGCUGGAUAUGGACGUUAUGAGUGGCCAAACCAUCGAUAACGCCUUUGCUGCUGCUGGUCUCGAUUCUAUGCUCUCCGCAGAUGACGCGCUCAAGCAGGAAUUCCAUUACUUUUAUAACACUGCGUGCAACUUGGCGUUUCAGCUAGGUAGUACUAACCGGUUCUGAGCGCGCAAUCAACUUAACGUGAGAAGAACUUGGCUUGUCAUUUGCGGGGUGUAUAUUCAUUCCUUGAUAUGUUUAUUAUUGGUCUAUGUAAUAUAACGACAGACGGCGGAGUUGGUGUUGUUCAUAAGGUCAUUAGCAUUACAUACCAAGUAUAUACUUCAAAG